Molecule: messenger RNA, 1989 nt
Organism: Dichotomopilus funicola
Lineage: Eukaryota; Fungi; Ascomycota; Sordariomycetes; Sordariales; Chaetomiaceae
Exons: 4
Coding region: 1-1989 (662 amino acids)
Source: RefSeq, a predicted model, not a curated record
AUGGCCCACUACUUGUUCCCCGCGAGCAAGAGCACCGACAAGGAUGGCCGCAAGCAUGAGCACCACCUCUUGCUUGCCGACCUUGUCCGCGGCGCCACCGACUCCAUCAACGCCUUGGCUCUCUUUCGAGAUCUCGUAGUCCGGCAUGACAGCGGCCCGGAGACUCCCGGGUUCUCGGCCUUUGAUGCCCACGUCGGCGAUGACAGCAACCACCUCCGGGCCGGGAUGGUCAACGACAUGUUCUCGACAUAUCGCUGCCUCUUCCAGGUUAGUCCCACAGCGUGGGAGCUCGUGGACGAUUGGCUGGGUGAGACCAUUGCACAGCUCAAGGCAGUCAUUGUCCAGGCACGUGCUGCCCACCGCAAGCCUAACAGAGGCAAGGCUGAGUCCAGCCGUAGCCGAUGGCAUCGCCAUCCAAUAGUACCCCAAGAAGUUCUUGGUCGCCUAGGAUGGGUUGAGCCAGAACGGUCGUUCGGCUUUGCCGCUGAAGACGGAAGAGGGCCGUUAGUCUCGGGAGCAUCGAGUUCUUCUUUUGAAAAGGAAAGGGGCUCGGCCAAACCUCACAGGGAUCAGCCCGUUUGGGAUGUUUUUGACUCUACCGUACUCAGCCGCUUCGUUAUUUACGCCUACGUACUGUGCAAGUACAAGGCCCCGAGCUCCCAGAGUGGUCCACCACGUAUUGGCCUCGACCACCAGGCCGUCAACGACUUCACCCAGGGACUGGUCAACGACAAUGGGGACGCUCACGUCCAGCAACUAUUAGAUACGGGACGAAUUGAAAUCGAGUUCCGGGCUUUGCAGGCGUGGCUCUCCGAGCUCAGUUGUGCAUGGCUGCAGUCGCUGGCAAGGCGUUCCCGGGUCCGGAGUGAAGCAUCAGGCCUGAUCUCCAAGACGGUCCAGAGGUCGAACCUUGGAUUGACGGCGGCUUCGUCUUACCCUGGGUAUCUCGUGGAGCGCGAAUACCUCUCUCGCCAGUCGACGCCACUGAUCCUCGUCGACAAGCACUCCUGCUCUCACGGGCACCACACCAACGUUUUCGAAGCCACGCUCGCCCCCACCCCCAAACCCCACGCGACAGUCAAAGUUGCCUCUCGAAUCCGGGACGUCUUCCGGUGCAUGCUCCCUUCGCGGAAAAAGACCGUAACCAGCGAAGACAAGACAUCGUCACCACUAGGCCUCGCGCUACACUGGCGCCUCAAGCGCACGUCGGUCGAUGCUCUCCUAGCAGACAACAACCCAACGACUCCCCAUGUUGUAGUGACAGGCAGCAGUCGGCCCGAACCACAACGACAGUACCGUAAGCGGUUGCUGCAAAAGUUCUGGCCCGGCAAAGGAGGUGAUGAACCCAACAUCAUCACCACCCAUAACACGACCAGCAGCUACAACAUCCGCAGAAGCAGCACAGUCACCCGGCCGACCUCCUUCAACGUGAACGGGUGUCCACCCACCUGCCCCGCCAACGAAGCACACAUCGCAGCCUUCCUCCGCGCUGACCACGACCGCAUCGCCCUCGACCAUUUCGCCUCGCGACCAGCCUACGCCUUCCCGAUGUCCCGCACCAACACCGGUCCUGAAGUCAUCGGCCCGCUCCAUUCCAAUACCUGGCCAAUUACGACCAAGGAACAGAAACGACAAGAACAAGAAAGAGAGAACGAAGAAAAUCAUAACAAUAAUAAUCAACACGUACGCGCCACCCCAUCCCGCACCAUGUCUUCAUCUUCCAUAUCAUCCCUCGCGCUGUCCACGCCGCUACGCUCGCCGUCGAUAUCGUGGGGGAUCAAUAGAGUGGAGGGGGAUGUAUCCGCUUGGCCUGGGGUCCGUGAAAGGGGUGAAAAGGGGGAGGAGCCAAGGAGCCAACAGGUGUUUCGGUGGGAGCAUGUGAUGGCUGAGUCGAAGGGACGUUUGGGGUGGAUGUUGGAGUCGGAGUUGAGAUCGAGGAGGAGGGGGGUGAGGGUGUCGACGAGGGAGGUGAGAGAUUUAAAGGUUUGA